This is a messenger RNA of Suillus plorans, 1563 nucleotides long. RefSeq lists its product as uncharacterized. The coding region runs from base 1 to 1563 and encodes 520 amino acids. NCBI's taxonomy places the organism in Eukaryota, Fungi, Basidiomycota, Agaricomycetes, Boletales, Suillaceae. The record is from RefSeq and is a predicted model, not a curated record. Gene Ontology annotation, molecular function: flavin adenine dinucleotide binding; NADP binding; N,N-dimethylaniline monooxygenase activity. The transcript has 14 exons.
AUGGGUGAGAUACAGCGGAGAGUCGCUAUCAUUGGCGCCGGUGUUGCCGGGUUGACCCAAGCUAUUGCUCUCAAAACCAAACUCAAAUUUCACGAUUUCACAAUAUUUGAGAAAGGGUCUGAAGUCGGUGGAGUGUGGCGGGGAUGCUCGUCGGAUAUUGACAUCCAUUGGUACAGCUUAUCCACAGACCUUUACCCAUACUGGAACAAGUCUCAUGGCCUUCAACCGGAGAUUCAAGCCUACUGGAUUGAGCUCUCAAAGAAACAUAAUCUGUAUCCGCACAUCAAAUUCAACACGAGGGUGCUAUCUGCGGAGUGGGAUGAUGCCAAACAACAGUACACCGUCAUCGCGGAAGAUAUCUUUUCAGGCAAGAAGACGACGAGUGUGGCCCAUGUUGUAAUAUCCGCCCUUGGUAUUUUGGAGGUCCCAAAUCUGCCAUACGAGAUCCCUGGAGUUCGGAAGUUUCAGGGGACUUCAUUUCACUCUGCACAGUGGCCAGGCUCGAUGAAUUUGCAGAAUAAGCGUGUUGCGGUGAUUGGAAAUGCCUCUUCCGGACAUAUGACAAGAGCACAAUUCGUACCAUCCAUAUCUGCAGAUCCAUCUGUUGAAGUAGUGAACUUCAUCCGCACCCCGACCUGGCUCCUCACUCGAUUCGUUGCUCCCCUUCACUUACCCAUGGGUGAUAAAGCUCUCCAGAAACAACGUGACGCGAUGGCGAAGUACAUUCUUGAUAACACACCAGAUAAAUAUCAUUCUCAUAUGAUACCUGAUCACCCUCCAGGCUGCAAGCGGACUGUCGCGGACAGUGGUUUCCUGGAAAGUCUCUAUCGUUCUAACGUGACACUGAACUUUGACGGAAUCGCCGAGAUAGUGGAGAAUGGCAUCAUCACGAAAACUGGUGAAAUGUUGCCAUUUGAUGUCAUUGUAUACGCGACCGGAUUCAUUGGCAAACAGGAGCGGUACCCGAUGCACGUUCGUGGCUGGAAUGGAGCCACUGUCCAAGGCUAUUAUGAUGCGCAUGGUGGCCCUACCGCAUACAUCGGGACUGCGAUUCCAGACACACCAAACUUUUACUUGAUCAAUGGACCAAAUACUGGAACGCGAAUAUCGGCGUUGUUCAUUACAGAAGUGCAAGUUGCAUACAUCCUUCAACUCAUAGAGCCGGUCCUUACCGGAUCUGCCUCAUCUUUCACUAUCAAAGCCACUCCCACAGAUACAUAUAACGCCAAGCUGCAAGAACAGCUCUCUCACUCGGUCCACGUACACUGUCAAUCUUGGGCGCGUACGAACGGUACAGACAAAGUAUUUUAUCCGUUUCCUUGGCCUGCGACGGUUUGGUGGUGGUUACUUCGUAGACCGAAUUGGGAUCAUUAUAUAGCAGUCGGCGCCGAGAAAUGGGUAUGGGCAAGGCGAAUCAAGGCUGUUAAGAAGUUUUUGAAAUGCAGCGCAGUCUUGACGCUAUUGUGGUCAUACAUCAGCCUGCGCAGCGGAUAUGACACGACAUGGUGGCAAGCGAUUACCGUGACUUGUGGCUACUUGAGUAAAUUCGCCCUCCGUCUUUGA